This is a messenger RNA of Spodoptera littoralis (African cotton leafworm), 533 nucleotides long. The record is from the annotation of a GenBank genome assembly. Lineage: Eukaryota; Metazoa; Arthropoda; Insecta; Lepidoptera; Noctuidae.
AUACUUAUUUAUUAUCUACUAAAAAUAAUACACGCAUUAUGAGGCGAUUGUAGGUCGUAGGUACUAAUAUAAGUAUAUCAGAUUUUAUUAUAAGUAUGAAAGGAGUUGUGUGCUUGGUUUUUCAUGAUAACACAAGAAACAUGGGUGAAGUGCGAGCGUAUCUACACUUUUUGGUGAUUUGUCUAUACAUCGCGGAGCACGCUGUCACACCCUUUGUAUCAGUCCCUUGGUGUGAUGGCAGUUUUCCCGGAUAUGGCUACUACGAUUACGGUUACUUCGGCGAUCAGCCGUAUGCAACUAUCGAGUACGACACGCCGCGCCCUCCACUAGAUGUCACUAGCACGACCAAACCACGCGUGAUACUGCUGGAAAUCUGGAGCUGGUGUCAGUACCGGCAACGCCUGCUCCACCUGCUACCACUGCUACAACUGCAGUUCCAAAACAACGCCCGCAUCAUCAACGGCACCAUCAGCCGAAUCACCAGCCACAUCACCAACCGCAUGAUCACCUCCACCAGCCUCACCCGCAGUUAG